AAUAUACUUUAUGUGAAAAUAAGAUUACAUACAGACUGAAAAUCAAGCAUUAUUCAGUACAGUAUAUUUACCUGAUUAUACUUACAUACUUUUAUUUAAGUAACAUUUUGACUUUUUUCAUCAGUUUCUUGAACUACUUAUGGACUUGCUUAAUUGCUCAUCAGCAUUGGAAUUAGGGGCGGUGGAAGGUGCUUUGGGUUAACUGUAAUGGACCCCAUCAGUAAAAAUGCUUGAUUUUUAGUAUGUAUGUACUCAUAGUUGUCCUGAACUCAAAUCUAUCAGUCACUGCCUGUAACUAUGGAGCAAUGUGUUUUUACAGCACCUGAAAUAUCAGAACGGAAGCCAUUUCAAGGUACAAAUGUGGUACUUUUACUUUGGAAAAUCUCAAAAUGAAUACAGUAAAAAUGCUUGAUUUUCAGUGUGUAUGUAGUCAAGAGUUAUCCUGAACACAAAUGUAUGAGUCGUUGUCAGGAAAAAAAUAAAAGAAUAAAGUAAUUUCCCAUUUUAGUAUGAUUUUUUCAAUGUAUAAAAGGGACACUGGAAAUAUGUUAUAUGCUUCCCGUGAAUAUAAUCCAAUUAAUAUUAUUUUCGCAUACAGUAUAUAUUUGGUAUAAACUUUGUGUUAACACAUUAUUUUGAAAACCGGACGUAGUCACGUGUGUGUGUCCGACGCAGUUUGAUAAAUUGUAUGAUAUGUGAUGUGCUCGUGUCGCGUACAAUUCAGAUUUAAAUAGCCUCUCUUCAGGUGGUGUCAGAGAUGGCGCUGCUGUUGCUCCAUUUAUCGCAGAUGAUUGGAAUCCGUGGGAGGAUGAACAGGUGGAGUACAACUCUGCUCUGAACAAAAAGAGAGAGGCCUUCAAACAGUACCUGGGUCGAAUUGACAAGAACAAACCCAAAAGAUACAGGGUCCAAAUCUGGGGGAAAGCUGCCAUAGGGCUUUACCUUUGGGAACAUAUUUUAGAGGGACCCCUCAACCCUACUGACAAGGUAGCACAAUGGAGAGAAGGAGAGCUGCAGACAGGAAAGAUUGAUUUCAGUUUCUACACAGGUCCUGCUGUGGUCCAGGGUCAUGUCCCUCUGGAAAUGAACAGCCUGGUUCUGGUUCUGAACGGCCGCGAGCAGCAGAAGGUCUCUUACUCCACACGGUGGCUGGAGCAUGUCCAAGCUCUGGUACAGUCCCACACAGUGUCACAUGUGGCCGUGGUCCUGCUGGGCAAUGAGCACUGCAACAACGACUGGAUCGGCCCGUACUUAAAGAGAAAUGGUGGUUUUGUAGAGCUGCUGUUUCUAGUGUACGACAGCCGCUGGGUCAACGACAAGGAUGUCUUCCAGUGGCCUCUUGGUGUCGCCACAUACAGGCAGUUUCCUAUGAUCAGGCCGAAUGCCCAACUGAUCACCUCCAACAGACCAUACCUCUGCAAUUUCCUAGGAACUGUUUACAAAAAUUCUUCCAGAGAAACUCUCAUGCAGGUGCUGAAACAAUCUGGCCUGGAUAAGGAAUGCAUCACCACUGCCAGAGAGAAGUGGCUCCCUCAGGAGACAGCAGACAGUCUAAGACGCUAUCAGACAGCUUUGGCCCAGAGCGAGCUCACUCUCUGCCCAGUCGGGAUCAACACAGAGUGCUACCGCAUCUACGAGGCCUGCUCUUAUGGCUCAGUUCCCGUGGUGGAAGAUGUACUGACACCUGGGACCUGUGCGGCCGGGCCCAGCUCCCCACUACGUCUGCUCAAAGCUGCAGGAGCACCCUUCAUCUUCAUCAGUGACUGGAAAGAACUGCCAGCCAUCUUGGAGAGGGAGAGAGGGAUGAGCCAGGAGCAGAGGGUGGACAGGAGGAGGAGGCUGUUGGAGUGGUACGCGAGCUUCCGUCAGCAGAUGAAGGAGAGGUUCACUGAGGUCAUCGAGCAGACUUUCUUCAAAAGCGGCUGACUGUGGUGCUCAAUUAAAAAACCUUUGAAAGAUACACAGCAGUAGACGUUCAAUAUUGAUUUAACUUAUUUUGUGGUUUGUGGAGAAAUGUGACAUACUACUGGUGAAGUGUACCUGAUUACGUUCAGUGUAAUGUUCUUGUGUGGGUUAAACCAUUUAUGUUAAGUUGUAAAGCUGCCAUUACUAGUCAGUAAAGGGUCCAUGACAUUACUGUAUAUUUAUCAUCAAUGUUUACAAUGGUGGAAUGUCUAAAUGAUAAAUUGCCUUUGCAUUUUAAAGUCCUAAUGUUAUUUCAGCUGUUUUAUAUCUUUGUUUGUAUGCACUACAUAUUGUGAUUUUUAGGAAUCACUCAACAUUAGGUGUAGAAUGAGACAAUAAUGUGUUUUCAGGGCAUGGAGCUAUUUUAUAUUGUGAGUAGCUUGAAAAUGGAUGUUGUUCCUGUGGCAUGUGUCGCUUUUCUGAUGAAAACAUAACAAAAACAUUUCUUCUUUGUUCUAUUUAUUUCAGUGCAGUGCUGCAUGGAUUUUUUUACAACAGUGCAAUCAAAUAAAUUGGAGUGUUGUCCUGAAUAGAAA
This is a messenger RNA of Siniperca chuatsi (mandarin fish), 2501 nucleotides long. It is a transcript of the gene rxylt1, whose product is annotated as ribitol xylosyltransferase 1. Gene Ontology annotation, biological process: protein O-linked glycosylation via mannose. The record is from RefSeq and is a predicted model, not a curated record. Bases 1084 to 1926 code for a protein of 280 amino acids. Gene Ontology annotation, molecular function: ribitol beta-1,4-xylosyltransferase activity. Gene Ontology annotation, cellular component: Golgi apparatus. The transcript has 6 exons. NCBI's taxonomy places the organism in Eukaryota, Metazoa, Chordata, Actinopteri, Centrarchiformes, Sinipercidae.